This is a messenger RNA of Mucor velutinosus, 2751 nucleotides long. RefSeq lists its product as uncharacterized. NCBI's taxonomy places the organism in Eukaryota, Fungi, Mucoromycota, Mucoromycetes, Mucorales, Mucoraceae. The transcript has 7 exons. The record is from RefSeq and is a predicted model, not a curated record. Bases 1 to 2751 code for a protein of 916 amino acids.
AUGCCACCUAAAGAGGCCUUAAAACGUAAAAGGGGCAGACCACCAGUCAAUGCCAAAGAAACCAGCACAACACCACCACCACCACUGUUUACUAGAAAAUCCAGUUCAAGGAUUGCACAAAGCACUAGAAAAUCCACCAGCGCACCUGACCCUGAGCCAACAACGCGCUCCUCAUCUAGAAAGAGAGGCAGACCAAGCACAUACUAUCCAGCCGUUCAUGAAGAAAAUGACGCGAAACGAAAGCGCGAAAGUGGUCGUACAACGACAGGUCCCAAAUCUCCAGUAUCAGACGAAUAUGAAGAGGAGGCAGAGAAAGAGGAGGAGAAAGACGAAGACGAGGAAAUUGAUGUGGGCCAGCAAGACGAGAAGCCAGUCUCUGCAUUGGGUGAUGAGAAUGAUGUAGAGUCAGAUAGGGAUGACAUUGGUGAAACCAAAGUAGAUGGUCAAGGCCAUUUAUUAGAAGGUCGUGAGUACAAGGUUUCUACAUUUACACUACCCAAUCAUGGUGAGCAAUUACUCAUGCUGGCAAUGGAAUGCACCAAAUUACUAGGCUAUCGUGAUAGCUAUCUCUUCUUUCACAAACACCCCCUAUUGAAGCGUAUUCGUAUCAAUGACGAAGAAAAGGCCAUGUUGAAAGAUAUGGGCCUGGUGGUGCAAUGGUUCAAGCAUCGUGAUGUCGCUGUUGUUACUGCUCGUUCCGUAUUCAAAUGCUUUGGACACAAGAUCAUCAAACGUGGUAGACGCAUUCGAGAUGAUUAUUACGAAAACGGACAUCCAGAAGAAAAAGCAACAACCAGACAAUCAGCACAUCUUCGCAAGCAAGCAUCCUCCAGUGACGGUACUGCUGCUGCUUCUAGUUCAUCCAUGUUUGGCAAUGGAACGCAUACCAGUAACGAAGAGGAAGAGGAAAACGACGGUUCUCGUAAAUCAUUGAUUGGCAAGACAGCAAGAUCAGAAGGAUACGCAUCAAAAGCACCACUUACAAAUCAAACUUGGAUGCAUCAUGCCGCUUUGGCAGCGAGAGGAUUCAACGCUCAAUUACACGAAAGACGAGCCGCUAAGCCUACCUUUUACGAUAUUCAUUCCAACAUCAAUCAGGUGCCAGCCUCGUAUCAAUCUACAUCAUGCAAAUUCGAGCUCAUUAAGGGAGACAGCGCGGCAGCACCAUUAGUCGAGUUUGACGCUCAAGUAGCAACCACCGCAGCUACCAAGGCACCCGUUUAUCGUGGCAUUGGAAAGUUUUUAUUGGACUGCAAUGUGGAUGCUGUUGUGGAAGCGUACCCAGGGUCAGCAGAGGAAAAGGACAAACUCAGAGCAGUGUUGACAAACGACCAACAAGUGAAAGCUUUGGAUACAAAUGACGAUGACAGGUAUCCAUUAGCCAUCAUGGAAGGACAAUUUCAAGCACAGUUCCCAAUACAUCAAGCACGAUUCAACUAUCCUACACCCAAAGUACCUGAUCCGACUGACAUGGUAGACACAGCACAAUCCUUGGCCGCUCAACAAUUCUAUCUGGGCUUGGUGUAUCAGUCCGUCAAUCAAUUCGCUGAUCCAGCCAGACAAUCACCCAUGGGCAGAUCACCACAGAGUUAUUCACCUGCUCCCCCACCACCACAGCAACCACAAAUUCAACAUACACCUCCUGUUCAACCCACACUACCCAUGCAACCACAACCAUCGCCACAACAAAUGCAACUACAGCCACCCAGAAUGACCAUGCCUGUCGUGACACCAGAACCACCCAUGUGCCGAACCAUGCUUCCAGGCAACCAAAUGUGCAGAAAUCCAGUCAACAAGCCAGGAGAAAAAUGUUCUGCUCAUCAAUCACCUAAACAAAUGUCUGAUUUUGCCAAGGGACCUCCGCCGCAAAUUGUCUACUCUGAUAACAAGUGCGCAGACUGUCACCAAUUAAAAGCAGCCGAAUCCUUGUUCAAUUCACCCGAAGAGCAUGUCACUGAUGAUUUCACCGUGAUCAAAUGUUCCAAAUGUACUCGAAAGUAUCACCCUGUGUGCGCCAAUCUAACUACGCCAUUACAAGUAGCAGCGGUAGAGUCUUACCCAUGGUCUUGCCCUGAAUGUAAGAUUUGCUGUGUGUGUAAGAGUGCUGGUGAUGAAUCCACACUGAUGAUUUGUGAUGGAUGUGAUCGAGGAUGGCAUACUGGAUGCUGUGAUCCCAAGGUGGAAAAUGUGCCUGAAGGAUCAUGGCUCUGCCAAUUCUGUGCCAAAUGUCAUAGCUGUGGUGAACAUGGCAUGGAAGAAGAAUCACAAUACACACAUGCGAUAGCACCCAAAAGCGACCGCUACAAGUAUCCCGUCUAUUUGGCCACUUACUGUCCCAAAUGCAACGGUAAUUUCAAAGACGACCGGUUCUGCACCGUGUGUCUCAAGACGUACUCUGAGGAAGAAGAAAACGACGAUGAGGACAAUGAAAUGGUUGCUUGUGAUACAUGCGAUCAUUGGGUCCAUACACGCUGUGAUGAGCAAUUGACACCCGAGAAAUAUCAAGUUUUGUGCGAUGAUGAAGACGCAAAGUAUAAAUGUCCCAUGUGUGAAGACAGAUUCAAACGUCUUGUGGAUACAAGUACGGCUGAUUUAGCGCUCAAGGGACUAUCAGCACCUUGUGGUACUGCAGUUGGGCUUUUGGGCGGAAAGAUCAAAACAAGAGGCAUUGUGAAAUUUAAAGAAAUCAAAAUUGGUGUACCUGAAAUCAACGGUGCAGGCAUUGCAGAAAUGCCAGCCAACAAAAAAUAG